Molecule: messenger RNA, 1333 nt
Organism: Oreochromis niloticus (Nile tilapia)
Lineage: Eukaryota; Metazoa; Chordata; Actinopteri; Cichliformes; Cichlidae
Product: trace amine-associated receptor 13c-like
Exons: 2
Coding region: 331-1317 (328 amino acids)
Biological process (GO): G protein-coupled receptor signaling pathway
Cellular component (GO): membrane
Molecular function (GO): trace-amine receptor activity
Source: RefSeq, a predicted model, not a curated record
CAAGUCCUGUCCUGAAAAACAUGUCAUUUGGAAGAGAGCAUAUGUUGCUCUAAAACCUUUACAUACAUGUCAGCACUAAUGGUGUGUUUCCACAUGUGCAAACUGCCAAUUCCAUGGGCACUAAUGCUGGAGAACAACAGCCAGUGUAAGAUGGAGAAGAGAGUUCACUGAACAGAAAAUAAUUGAAGUCACGCUGCUGUGUUACAUCAGUGUCCAUUGAGAACACAUAAGAAAGGGGGAGGGGAGAAAUGAAGGUCCAGAAACAGACAAUUUCAUCAGAUUUGAAAGCUUAAACAGACUGUGUCUGCUGCUACUCUUGUCCUCAUCUAGAUGAUGGAGAACAAGGACAGUAUAUGCUUUCCAGAACUCUUCAACUCUUCCUGCAGGAGACGAGCACUUCACUGGUCUGAAACUGUGCCCCUAAAUAUCCUGCUGUGCUCCAUCUCUGCGAUCACUAUAGCUCUGAACCUCCUUGUCAUCAUCUCAGUCUCCUACUUCAGGCAGCUCCACACACCCACUAACAUCCUCCUCCUCUCUUUGGCUGUGUCAGACUUUCUUGUGGGGUUCCUGUUGCUGCCUGGAGAAAUCUUCCUAGGAAUAGCCUGCUGGGCUUUCGGUAACCUUUUGUGUUCUCUCUUUAAUUAUGUGUCUUUCAUCAUUACCUCGGCUUCAGUGGGAAACAUGGUUCUCAUAUCAGUUGACCGCUAUGUGGCGAUUUGUUAUCCUCUGCAUUACUCUACCAGAAUUACUGUGACCAGAGUUAAACGCUCUGUUUGUUUGUGUUGGCUCUGUUGUGUUUUGUACAGUAGUGCCCUUUUAAAAGAUGAGCUGAUUCAACCAGGAGGGCAUAAUUCCUGCUAUGGAGAAUGUGUUUUUGUCAUCAACUUUAUUGCAGGAACUGUUGAUCUUUUGUUAACCUUUAUUGUUCCUAUUUCUGUUAUCGUAGUUCUGUAUAUGAGAGUAUUUGUAGUGGCUGUGUCUCAGGCCCGUGCCAUGCGCUCUCAUGUUACAGCUGUCACACUGCAGCUUUCAGUGAAUCUCACAACAAAGAAAUCAGAGUUGAAAGCAGGAAGGACUCUUGGUGUUCUAAUAGUUGUGUUUCUAAUGUGUUUCUGUCCAUACUAUUGCGCUUCUUUUGCAGUGGAAGACUCACUCAGUGAGUCAUCCACAUCCCUUGUCCGUUAUCUCUUCUAUUUUAACUCCUGUUUGAACCCUGUGAUCUAUGCACUAUUUUACCCCUGGUUUAGAAAAGCUAUUAAACACAUUGUCAUGCUUCAGAUAUUUCACACUGGCUCCCGUGAGGCCAACAUACUAUAGAGAGGACCUAAAUGAG